Fusarium proliferatum ET1 is the source of this 1314-nucleotide messenger RNA. RefSeq lists its product as uncharacterized. Bases 1 to 1314 code for a protein of 437 amino acids. Gene Ontology annotation, molecular function: transferase activity, transferring alkyl or aryl (other than methyl) groups. Gene Ontology annotation, biological process: alkaloid metabolic process. The record is from RefSeq and is a predicted model, not a curated record. NCBI's taxonomy places the organism in Eukaryota, Fungi, Ascomycota, Sordariomycetes, Hypocreales, Nectriaceae. The transcript is spliced from 3 exons.
AUGCCAUCGACAUUGGAUCCUCUUACUCCUGAAAUGCCUGUAGCACCAACGGACCACGAAGAAGCUCUUCAAAGCACUGGAAAAAGUGAUAAGCCCUCAGAUCUCAAAGCCAAAGAAGAUGGCAUAGUCUUCUGGACGAAACACACUAAACCGGUUCUCACAUCUCUUCUCAAAUCCGUUGGAGAUUACACUCCUGAACAACAAGCUGCUCAUCUUGAGUUUCUUGACAACUAUAUCAUCCCGAGCAUGGGGCGUGCGCCUGAGAAGGACCGCGCGAGAUCACUCCUGACCCCAAAUGGCUCACCAUUCGAAACCAGCCUAAACAACUGUGACAGCGGCAAGUCAUACGUGCGUUUCUGCUACGAGCCCGUGUUUCCAGGCUCAGAUGGUGUCACUGAAGACACCAUUCCAAGAAUUGCCGAGAAGACGGGUGCUGAUCUCCGCUGGUUCAAUCAGUUUGCCACCGAGUUCUAUCCAUCCGAGGAAGAUGCUGUGAUUUUGGCGGAGAAGAUGCCGAAGGACACCAUUCGCAUACCCAAGGUGUUUCUGGCCUUUGAUCUCAAGGAUGACAAACAGACUAUGAAGGCAUACUUCUAUCCUGUUAUCAAGUGGAUGACAGCAAAACAAAACUCGGAUAGGGCUGGAUUUGACCUCAUCCGACGGCUUGAUCCCCUUGGUCCUUCAUUUGGGCCAGCUAUUGACAUGAUCGAGCGGUACCAAAGCAAGCUGUAUCAAGACCCACCGCUAACUGUUGUUAUUGGUAUCGACUGUGUGAGUCCCGAAGAAGGCGCCAGAGUCAAGAUCUACAUCGAGCCCCAGUCCAAUACCUGGGAGGCAGUUGUACAACACGUCACCCUCGGAGGUCAAGUCACAGACAAAACAACAACGGAAGGUCUAGCGAUCCUUCGCGAUAUGUGGCAUAUACUUCUUAAUGAGCCAGAGAAUAAGGAAUUCGAUGAGAAAUUCUCAAAGAAGAUACUGGAAGAUAAGCCUGACGUUAGUGGAGCAUGCUUUAGCUGGGAACUCAAGCCUGGCCAGGACAUCCCUGAGGUCAAGAUUUAUGUCCCUCUGAAUCAAUACUUCAAGAAUGACAAAGAUGCUACAGAAGCCAUGGAGAAGGUGUUUCGGAAGAGAGGAUGGGCUUGGGGAAUAGAGGGCACGUAUGAGAAGAUUGUGUCGGAUGCAUAUGGGAGCGAUGUUGUCGACGAUACGGUCACGACACCAACUGAGCAUACAUUUGUCUCGUUCAACUUCUCCCAGAAGAAGGGGGUAUACAUGACAACGUAUGUGGCACCAUUUGUGAGGUUUCCUUAA